Schistosoma spindalis is the source of this 2597-nucleotide messenger RNA. Lineage: Eukaryota; Metazoa; Platyhelminthes; Trematoda; Strigeidida; Schistosomatidae. The record is from the annotation of a GenBank genome assembly.
CAUCUAAUACACGUAGAAUAUAUGCUCAUCAUUAUAUGAAUUUCAAUGGUGAUCUAUUUAAUCAUUCUUAUUGUAAUAAUCAUAUACAUUCAACACGUUAUAAAUGGUAUAAUUUUAUAUAUAAAAAUUUAUAUGAACAAUUUCAUAAUGUUGCUAAUAUUUACUUCUUAUUAAUUAUUAUUACGUAUUUUUUUGUAGAUAAUAUAGGUACAGCUUCUGUGACUAUAAUCCCAUUAAUUGUUAUUCUAUGUAUUACAAUGAUUAAAGAUGGUCUAGAUGAUUUAUUACGUUAUUAUUCUGAUCAACAAUUAAAUUCUAUAGAAUAUUAUGUAUUAACGAUUGAUUUUGAUCAAAAAUCAAUAAAAUGGUUACCAAAAAAAUCAUCAUUAUUAUCUGUUGGUGAUGUAAUUUAUUGUAAAAAUAAUCAAUCAUUUCCAUGUGAUUUAUUAUUAUUAUAUUCAUCUAAUUCUAAUGGACAAGUGAAUAUUACUACAAUUAAUUUAGAUGGUGAAAAUUCUAUUAAAAAAUAUUAUACAUUAAUAGAAUAUCAAUUAAUUUAUUCAAAUUAUUGUAAUAUUGAUCAAUCGAUUCAAACAAAUUUAAAUUCAUUCAAUUUUCAAUAUAUAAUUCAACAAUUAUAUUUAUAUGUGAUAUGUCAACAACCAAAUGAGAAUUUAAUGAGUUUUCAAGGUCAUUAUAAAACCGCGCCACAUUUAAAUCAUCAUGAGAGUGGGGAUGGGGAUAAUGGGGAUAAUGGGGAUGGGGGAAGAUAUUUACCAUUAAAUUGGAAAAAUUUAGUAUUACGUGGAUCAAAAUUAAUAUCAACAGAUUAUAUCAUUGGUUUAGUAAUAUAUACUGGUCAAGAUACAAAAUUAUCAUUAAAUAGUAAACAUUCACAAAGAAAAUAUAGUACACGUGAAAAAUUAUCAAAUAUGAUCUUAUUAAUCUUUAUGGUUGCUAUGGUAACUAUCACCAUACUUGUAUCUAUUAUAUCUACACUAUGGAUACGUAAUCAUUUAAAUCAAAUAUGGUAUAUAACAUUUGAAUUAUUAACUAAAUGGCAAUUUAUACGUACUAUAUUUCGUUAUUUAUUUAUUAUUAAUUAUUUAAUUCCAAUUUCUAUUAUAGUCACAACAGAAUUUCAACAAUUAAUCAUUGCUUAUUUUAUAACAAAUGAUAUAGGUAUGUAUAAUUCUAUAGAGAAUAUAAAAAGUACUGCAAAUAAUUCACAAUUAUCUGAUGAAUUAGGACAAAUUGAAUUUUUAUUUUGUGAUAAAACUGGUACAUUAACACAAAAUUUUAUGAUAUUACAUUCAUGUUGUUUAUUAGAACAGGAACAAUUAUAUCAAUUAAAUCAUAAUAAUAAACAUGAUAAUCAUGAUGAUGAUGUUGAUGAUGAUGCUGCUGCUACUGAUGAUGAUGAUGAUGAUAAUGAUACUACUACUGAAUUCACUACUUAUAAUAGAUUGAAUAGUAAAUUAUUAGAUAUGAAUGAAAAUUUUCAAGAGUUUUUAACUAUUAUAUCAUUAUGUCAUACAGUAGAAUUAAAAAAUAAUCAUAAUAAUAUUCAAUUGAAUGAAACUACUCAAAUGGAUUAUAGUAGUAAUAAUAGUAAUAUACAAGAAUCAUCAUUUAAUACAUAUGAACCAUUGAGAUUUUAUGAAUAUGAAGCAACAUCACCAGAUGAAAAGGCAUUAGUGGAAGGUGCUUCAAAAUUUGGUGUUGUAUUUUCAGGUAAAGAACCUGAUCUAAAUGAAACUGGUUCAUAUAGAUUGUAUAUUGAUUAUUGGUCAUAUUCAACAAAAUCAAUAAAAGAACCAAAUAAUGAAAAAUUUAUUAAACGUCAAUGUUAUCUUAUUGAUGCUGUAUUAGAAUUUGAUUCAAUACGUAAAUGUAUGAGUAUUAUGGUGCGUUAUCCUGAUGGUACAUAUUAUGUAUUGAGUAAAGGAGCAGAAACUGUAAUGUUAGAUCCUGAGAGAUGCAGUACUACAUCUGGUUAUCUACGUUCACGUGCUAUUCAUUAUGUAAAUCAAUAUGCAAUUCAUGGUUUACGUACACUUGUAUUCGCUAAACGUAUAUUACAUAAAUCUAUGUAUAUGAAAUUAUUAGAAAAUUUUAAAUAUGCCUCUAGUCUAUGUGAUCAUGAACGUUUGAAUGCAUUAAAACAAUGUUAUCAUGAUAUUGAAUAUGAUAUGAUACCAAUAUAUGUGACUGGUAUUAAAGAUAAAUUACAACCUGGUGUUAAAAAUUGUAUAAAAGCUUUAAAAGAAGCUGGAAUACAAAUAUGGAUAUUAACUGGUGAUAAAGCUGAAACAGCAAUAACAGUAAGUCAAUCUAUUGGACAUUUUACAUCGAAUAUGUCAUUAAUAAGAAUAAUGAAUUGUCAAAGCUUACAAUCAACAGCCUAUAAAAUUUAUGAACAAUUAGAUGCAUUAUAUACAUAUAAUGAUUAUCAUAAACAAAAACCAAUUCAUCAACAUCAUCAUCAUCAUCAUCAUUCUAUCUUAACAAUACCAAGAAUUAAAACAAUAAAUUAUAAUGGAACAUCAACAUCAUCUUUAUGUAUGGAUGGAUCAUGCAAUAAUAAUAAUAUAUAA